Misgurnus anguillicaudatus (oriental weatherfish) is the source of this 5976-nucleotide messenger RNA. It is a transcript of the gene htr4, whose product is annotated as 5-hydroxytryptamine receptor 4. The record is from RefSeq and is a predicted model, not a curated record. NCBI's taxonomy places the organism in Eukaryota, Metazoa, Chordata, Actinopteri, Cypriniformes, Cobitidae. Gene Ontology annotation, molecular function: G protein-coupled serotonin receptor activity. Gene Ontology annotation, biological process: adenylate cyclase-activating adrenergic receptor signaling pathway; positive regulation of MAPK cascade; regulation of appetite. Gene Ontology annotation, cellular component: plasma membrane.
GAAAAGGGCAAAAGACACAGUGGAGGUGGAAGUGAGUGGUGUGAAAGAGGAGGGACUUGAGACUUCAGUUUGUGUUUCGCUGUGUAAAGCGAAGGGUGCUCGCGGACCGUUGCGCCACGGAACUCCUCGCCGCGCGAGUCUACUUUGAGCUGUCAUAACCGUCGCGUUGAACUCGCACAAGAGUAUUGCCUACGGAAAAGCCGGUAAACCCCAGAAGUUGUCUGUUUCUUUCCGAGCGUCUCCUUUCCAUGCGAGAAUGUGAAUUUCCACAUGAGGAUUUACAGCCGUGCCAUGGUUUUGACCUGCGCGCUACUGACAGAAAUGGGUCUCUCUUCAUCAACGGGUACAUGAAUCUGAGUUCCACCGGCCAGAUGCCUGAGAUGGAGGAAGUAGAUACCAAUGAGAGCAACUGGAUGGCGAAGAGGGUUGCUCUCAUCAGCUUCCUGUCACUGGUCAUGCUCAUGAGCGUCCUGGGCAACCUGCUGGUUAUGGUGGCCGUCUGCAAGGACCGGCAGCUCAGAAAAAUCAAAACCAACUACUUCAUCGUCUCGCUGGCAUUUGCUGACCUGCUUGUGUCAGUGCUGGUGAUGCCCUUUGGUGCCAUAGAACUGAUCCAUCAGAACUGGAUCUACGGUGAGACCUUCUGCCUGGUCCGCACCUCUCUAGACGUGCUGCUGACCACCGCCUCCAUCUUACAUCUGUGCUGCAUAUCCCUAGACAGGUACUAUGCCAUAUGUUGCCAGCCGCUGGUCUACAGGAAUAAAAUGACGCCGAUGAGAGUGGCUCUAAUGAUCGGAGGAUGCUGGAUAAUCCCAGGCGUUAUCUCCUUCUUACCCAUAAUGCAAGGCUGGAACAGUAUUGGAAUACAUGAUUUGAUAGAGAAACGGAGAAUCCUUGGCAACUCCACGGUGUGUGUAUUUAUGGUGAACAAGCCAUACGCUCUGACCUGCUCAGUUGUGGCCUUCUACUUACCACUGAUCCUGAUGGUUCUGGCCUACCAGCGCAUCUACGUCACAGCGCGGGCACAUGCCCGCCAGAUCAACCAGCUCCAGCGGGCCGGGAACGCGACUUCGGACAGCGCGGACCACCAACGGAACCAUCGCAUGCGCAUCGAGACCAAGGCGGCCAAGACUCUGUGCAUAAUUAUGGGCUGCUUCUGCCUGUGCUGGGCCCCUUUUUUCAUCACAAAUGUGGUGGACCCCUUCAUAGACUACAGUGUUCCUGAGCAGCUGUGGGCAGCCUGCCUUUGGCUGGGCUACAUCAACUCCAUGCUCAACCCCAUCCUCUACGCCUUCCUCAACAAGUCCUUCCGUCGUGCCUUCCUCAUCAUUCUCUGCUGCGGACAAAAGCGUUACCGCCGACCUUCCAUCCUGGGGCCGGGAACGUCCUGCGCGGCCACGCAGAUCAAUGGCUCUACACAUGUCCUGAAUGGCUGCUCCUCUGUCUCCAAACUGCUCCUCUGGUUCUGCAACACUAGGCCUGUUCCUGUCUAGUGCUGUUUGGGAAGUUGUCAAGUAUUCAGUUCUUCACAAUGGAAACCACAGUGAACAGGAGAAACUAACAGUACAGAUUGACACAGAAUCCCAGGAAUCAUGUUUCUGACAAAGGUCAUCCUAUAAUGAGGACCAUCACUGGAAGGUGCCAUUUCUUACCGCCCUGCCUGCGGCUCAGACCCAACCAGAGAAUUUCAGGACUCAAAUACUGGGAGUCGGACUGAACUAUUUGCUCAAAGAGCUGGUGAACAAUGAAGGAAAGAAUAGUGAUGCCAAAGGUAUUUUGGUCUAUAUUUUGAGGUAUUUCCAUUUGUAGUGGAAUGCUGGUGAAGUUUGCCCAAUACUUUUUGGUUCACCUGGGAAUACUAUUUCCAAACCAAAAAAAAAAAACACAUCUUACAAGCUUUAUAUGGAGAGGCUGCCUUUAGAUCUGGAGUGGCGAUAACACUUCUGAAGUAACUGCAGAAACGUCUAAACAGCUCAGAUGACACUUUGUUCAAAAGUUUUUUCCUUUUAAUAAAAGAGAGUUAAGACUUAUAAACAUUCACAUCACAGUAUUAAAAGCUGGACGCACAGCUAAGGGAAUUAUCCGCUUAAGUUUUUCUUUUAAGCAAUGAACCUGUGAUGAUUUUAAAGUGUUAAAGUGAAUGACGGACCUUUAACAAUGAAAGCGAAUUGAUGAAUGUGAGAUGAAAGGAUACCAUUUCUGUUCAGAUUCCAGCGUCUAUGUAAUGUGAAGAAUGAAAGUCUAUCCUUGGAUAGGAUCUAUUCCAAAGGUACGGCACAAAAUAUAUUUUUUUCUCGUUAGCAGACUCGAUAUACUUUACGUUCUGUAAAACAUCUGAAGUGCUUUGAGCAAUGAGAUGCUCAACAAGUUCUUAGCUAAAUCACACACAAUUAAAGCACAGAUGUGCUCAUCUAAACACAUGUGAGCGAUCUUUGAUCAGCGAUGCCUUUCACGUGCAUCACUAAAUCCGUUCAUUUCCAUAGUGAUUUACAUUCCAAGGGUCUUCUCUGACAUAAACAACUCAGUAUUUUAUAGCUGCAUGAUGUCUGGUGACUGUAUGUGUUACUGAGAUGGCAUACGAAAUGACAUAUUCAGUAACAGCAACCAAAUUUCUAAGCUGCUGUCCCAAAUUGCUUUGAACGAAGAUGACCACAGGUUCUUGAGUGGCUGAAUGUGGAUAAGAAAAUGUAGCUGUUCUUAUGGUGCGUUCACACCUGACGCGAAUGAAGCGUUAAGCGUGAGUGAUUUACAUGUUACGUCAAUGCAAAGACCCGAUAGACGUCCAGCGGUGUAAUUUGCGUGUAUUCGCUCAAAUUGAACAUUUUGGACGUUUGACGCGCAUAACGUGUGAUUUACGUGAAUCGCGCAAGUUAAAAAAAUCUAAUCUUUGGCAGAUAUUCGCGUCGCAUUAACCAAUCAGGAGCUUUCUCUAGUAGUGACGUGAUUAUUAAUGCUUCUAUUAAAGCAACACUAUGUAGUUUUUUACCUUUAAAUAAUGUCUCUAAAAUUAUUUCAGCGAUAGAACAACUUUUAACUGGACAAAUUGUACUGUUGCUGCAACCUGAGCAACCUCCUAGCUGCUACAAGCACACUCUGAAAGUGGCGGUGGAGGGUAGGAAACACAGCCCCGCCCUUCCCCCUGCCUGCAGAAGAGUGUCUGAUAUCAGGCACUGUUGCGCUUUUCAACCACAUGGGGGAGCUGUAAAUCAUUUUUACAUGGAAACUACAUAGUGUUGCUUUAAUGUAAAGCUGCUUUGAAACAGUUACCAAUUGUGAAUAGCGUUAUAUAAAAAAAUUUAGCGAGCUGAGGAGGAAAUACGAAAUAACAAUGGAGGACAAAAAUUAUUGUCACUGUAUGUGGACACCCUGAGCUGUGCGACACAUCUUUGUACUUUUAUAGAAACAGGAAUUAAAAGGAUCUUGCUUGGAAGAAAGUAAGUGAGGAGGUAGGACAAUCUGGUAAGUUGUAAAAAAUGCUCUUUACUCAAUUUAAGCUAUCUAGACAAGCUAGCUAAAGCCGGCAAAUUGAGCGUAUUGUGAAUUUUAUGCGCAAAUGACGCAGAUGUCACUCAUAAAUGAAGCAAGUUAACUAAAAAUGUUCAAGCGCCCGACUACGAGUGAAUAGUGUGAUUUAUUCGCUUCAUUCGCGUCUGGUGUGAACGCACAGCUACAAACAUUUUGAAAGAAAUCAUUCACCCAAACCUGUUACAAAUUGGAGUAUAGUCUGUUUUUUACGUGUAUACGAACGUAUGCACAAAGCCUACAUUCGCGCAUACGCGGCCUACGCUUACAAUGUACAUGGGGUCUCAAAAAUCUGGCGGUGCACGUACAAUACACGCACACUCUUUUGAACAGUAUGUGCGCACUCUUCACGAAAUUUGCGUUACGCACUGUACGCGGACCCUCGCGUAUACAUAAAAGCGGGACUAUACUUCUAGCUUUAACGGUAAAAUAUAGGGGAAAUAUACAGCUGCUAAUGAACAUAUGUGUCAUGAUAAAACUAAUUUCAGGGACGAAAUUUGAGUAUGGUCCAUUAUUUUAAACGUAGACGAGGGUCCGCGUACAGUGCAUGCGCCGCAAUUUUCGUCAUUAGAAGAUGCGUAUAUUUCAAAAGUGCGUAUGUAGUAUGUAGCCCAGGAGAUGAUUCACAUUUUGUCGCAAUGCACAUGCGUAAAAACGCCUGCGUACACGAACGCGUCACGAACAGGAUACUUUGCUAAGCUGUGCAUUCGAUUGUGUGCAUAUAAAAACACGUAAAAAUACAGAUUAUAAUUUGGGCUUACAACUCGUAAAGUAGUGCCAUGGUUCCUUACAAAGCCCUGCCACAGCAGAACCAACCAAGAACAAUUUACACCCCUGAAAUCCAGCACUUAUCAGUCUGUUCAACCUUUAACUGUGCCUCUGCCUAAAAAUGAAUACUAAUUGUUGCUUGAAUUGAUCAAAUAAAUGUAAAGAUUUUUAAAUAAUGAAGUUUUAUGUGCCAGUCAGUUUCAUGCGAGGAACAGUCGGUUUAUUUGCAAUUUUGCAGGGACAGCUGCACAUCUUUGACCGAAAUGUCAACAUAAGAAAAUAUAAAUAUCAAAAUGUACAGUCCUCGUAUUCUUCAUUGUUUCGAAACGGUGACCUCUCCUGCAAAUAAAGCACUUGUAGCACUUUUUCUAACAUAACAAUUGUUGUAUCCACAAGUCAUUCAGUAUUCUGGUCACGAUGAAUGAAUUUAAUUCCGUGAUCAGUUUUCAUUAAUGUAAUCAUUCGCUGAAGUGACGCGCAUGUAGUGACGUGAUAAAGGAACACAUUAGGAUCCUAUGAUCCUAUGGUAUAUGUUAUCAUCAGACCUUUAUUGCAAAGCCUGCUACAUUACCCGGUACGAGGGAAUGCCCACUUUAAAAUUUCUGUAUGUUUGUAUCAACGGAUAUUUAAUUUCUAAAAAAAUAGAGCUUAGUUUUUGAAGUCUAUUUUGAUUUUAUUGUACAUAGGAAUAUAUUUUUAUGCAAAAAAUGACGUGUUCCUUUAAAUGCAUAGUCAGAUGUGUUUCUUCUUCCAGUUUGGUAAAUCAACGGUGGCCAUGAACUCAACAGUGUCAUUCAAAGCAAUGUCAGUCGAGCUGUGUACCAGGCUACUUGUAUUUUUUUUUACAAUUGAACAUGUACAUGGUCGUGCCUUCACAUCCAUCAUACAGAUGUACAGAGCAUUGUGAUCUAUACAGUGAAACUGUGCAAGUUAACACAAAUACAUGAUGGUAGUGCUUUUACUAUAAAGGACUCUGAAGAGUAUUUCCCCGGUAAACCAGUCUGAUAAGUUAUAUAAGUUAACCUUUCAAUGUAGCAUCCUUUGAUCCUUGAAGUUCAUUGUUGUUUUUAAAAGUAAGCCAUUUUUGUUGGUUACAACAGAAAAAGCUUGCACAUUGGAUGUCAUUGUGUUGUUCAAAAUAGGGAUGGAGAUCGGUAAGGAUUGAGGCUAAAAGAAAACCGGUGACUGAGCAAAAAGUAAAAAGCAGAUCUCCCUUAAGUCACAAAAUUCUGUUAUAAGCACAGGUGGAUGUAGAAAUGUAAACAUUUUGGGUACCUAAAACACUCCUACAUGAGUUAUUUUAUCUAAAAGAGCUAUAAAAUAUCAUCCAAACAUUAAUGCCCAGCUACUGGACCUUCAGGGUUAUCGAUAAUAUCCGAUUUUCAUGUAAAAUUGAUUCCUACAUUGCUUCGCCAUGCGUACUUCUAACAGUUAACCUCACAUAUGAACCGUAAUUGAACACCUCAGAGCCCUGAAGGCAGAAGUUAAAAGCAUGAAUGUGUUGUAAAUCUCCCAACAAGUUGUAAAACUUUUGUAAACUCAGUAUUUAUUAUGGUGGAUUUAAGAUUGAUAUUUUCAUGUAAGGCUUCUCUUUCAGGGAGCUAUGUGUAUUACUUUUUCUGUUGCUAUGUGACAGCUCUAAAAAUGACAAUUAAAGAAUAUAUGAUGUUAUUAACUUUCGUGUGU